AUGAAACAGCGUGCUCUUCGAUACUGGUGGUUGUACCAUUUAUAUGGUUGGCUUGCACCAUUAAUGGCGACAAUUGCUAUCUUUCUGGCAUCUACUGUUGCUGCUAAAGACGGCGAUCCGAAAACGAGACUCCAGGAAAUUACCACAUUGCAAUACAGUGCUGCAAUAGUUCUACUUGCUCUGUGUAUUAUUGUUAGUUCAACGAAUCUUAUUCGAAUUAUACGUCGAAUGUAUCAGUUAAAACGAGACAAUGAAGAACAUCAGCGUACAAGUUCAAUAUCACGAGAAAACGAGCCAUUAAUUGAACAUAACGAUGAUGGUGACAGUAAUGUGCAUUCGAAUCAUAUAUCAAUUAACUCAACGUUAUCAGAAACAUUAGCAUUGGAAAUAGAUACGCAACUAUUUCGUCAUGCAAUUCUUGUUGGUCUACUAAAUAUCAAUGCUUUCGUCUGCAUAUCAGUUUUACUCUGGUCGAUUGCAGUCACCAAUCAUGAUGGCAUUUAUUAUGAAUUACAAUUUCUGGAUACAGCCUUAUUGCACGGUCAAGGUAUCAUAACAUUUCUCGUUUUUGCUCUUGAUGCUGAUUUAUUACUACCCAUACGUCGAAAAAUUAUUAAAUUAUUGAAUCGCUUUGGCUGGAAAAUUACUUGUGAUGCCGACGGUGCUCAUCAUAAACCAGUCCACAAGCAGCGAGCACUUGAUUUUGAACGUCGAAUUCGGCCAGAUUUCAUUCGACAUUCCAUAUCAACACAAAGUAUGAAUAGUUCAUUGGAUACAAUGGAAACGAUAUUUACCGGAAAUGAUUUUUGCCAAUGGCUUGUUUCGAAUGGUUAUCUAGAGAAUGAUGUGAGAGCCCAAGACUACUGUCAAGAAUUAGUGAGUAUGAAACAUAUUGUUUGUAUCAAUCGCAUUCCAAAAGAAGAAACUCCUGAUUCCGCCAAUAAUUGGUAUGCUUUCACCAAAUAA
Messenger RNA from Adineta ricciae, 966 nucleotides. The record is from the annotation of a GenBank genome assembly. Lineage: Eukaryota; Metazoa; Rotifera; Eurotatoria; Adinetida; Adinetidae.